CUCUAGCUAAGCUAGUUUUAUUAUUGUUUACAUUGUUCGACUGACCAACGCUUACCGUAAACGAAUGCUUUUUUGGAUUUUUGCCCCAAAAAUUUACAGGAUAAUUUCUCAAAAACCUCCAAACCUGGAUUGAUGGAUUCUACGGACAUCAAAAUGGAGGAGGAGGAUCAGGUUGACCUCUUACAGUGCCGACUGUGUCUUACAGACGAGGCCGAAGAACUGAUAUCCCUGUACAGCCAAUGCCUCUCACAGGACAAACUAGUGGUGGAAGUGCUCACCGCGGUAAUGCGGUUGGAUAGCUUUAAGGAUAACGAUGAUAAUAUGCCCCAGCACAUAUGCGGCCACUGUCUGUCCUGUCUGGAUGCAGUGUACUCCUUUGUGGAGCUUGCCCGGAGGAAUGGUCCUUUGGAAGACGGUGGAGAAUGUUGCCGAAUUUGCCGGCGAGACGAAGUGGAGGAACUGAUUUCGAUACUGUGCGUUUCCAGCAAGGAUGGAAAGCUGAUUGCCGAUAUGCUGCAGGAUGUAUGUGGUUUGCCACGUCCGGAACAGGACGAUGAUGGCCACGCUCGGUAUGUUUGCCGGGAAUGCUUCAAUACGCUUUCGGCUGCGUAUUCGUUUCGAGCAAUGGGUUUGGAGUCGAACUCUACUUUGAGUAAAAGUUUCACGAGUGAACUGGUCCACGGCAGCGAUUCCAUGGAGACUAGUUUAAAGAUAGAACAGGACGAAAUGGAAGGAACGGGGGUAGAACAAACGUUAAAUCAGGUAGCUAACGAAAAUGAGGACCCUUUUAUAUAUUUGGAUUCCGUAGCAGUGGAUGUGGAACGACUAAAGCCCUUAUUGUUCACCAAAGAAAAUGCCGAAUAUUAUGAUCAGCUAAUAUUCAAUGGAAUCAUUUGUUGCUGCAGACAACUGUUUCAGAAUAAUGACGAAUGGCAGCAGCACUGUAGAAGAGAACAUUCAAUCGAAACGAUACUUCCGUCUGUUGGAAAUGACUGCACAAUUUGUCAUAGGAGUUUUAGUACAGCUUCGCAGCUAGCGGAACAUCUCAAGAAACGUGAAAAUGAUUUUUUCUAUCGAUGCAAAAUUUGUAACAUCAUGACACAGGAACGGGAUACUUUAGUAAAUCAUUUUGAACACACUAGAUUUCAUCCAAUACUACACGAAUCUGCGAUCGCCCAACUAGACUUUGAGAAAAAAGCAGAAACAGACUACGAAUCAUCUGGUGACUGCUGUGGCUGUUCAGAACAGUUCGAAACUGGCGAAGCUCUUCUUCAGCACGUCCAAGAAGCCCACUAUCCAGAAAUGGAAGACCAUCCCACGUUUCAAUGCUUGAUAUGCUACCAAAGCUUCCCGAACAAGCAAUCCCUGAAGGAACACCAGCUCGUCUACGCCACCACAAAGACAUACCGAUGUCGAACGACUAACUGCGAGUUCAAAUGCGUUGGAUCGAUUUCGGACAUCAAGGAACACGUCGAAUCCGGCGAACACCUAAUCAAGUCAACGGAAUUCUUCUGCUGCUUUUACGGAUGUUACGAAACAUUCGAAACCAGCCAUGCUUUGGAACAACAUUGCCUGAACGACCACACGGAACAGCGUAUAACCAAUGGUCGGUUUUCGGCGGAGGCCACCAGCAACGUUUGCUGGCUUUGUAAUCGCCAUAUCGCAACGAAGCAUGCUUUUAAGGAACACAUUCGGGCCCAAUCCGAUCGGAAGCAUAUUUGCUCCACAUGCGGAAAGAAAUUUGUCUCCCAAAAAGCCGUUGUCAAGCACGAGAGGGUAGUCCAUUCAACUGUCGACCCUAGUGCCUUUCCUUGCGAUCGCUGUCCUGCGACCUUCUCUAAGAAACAUAUUCUAGAACAGCACAUAAAAACCAUACACAAUAAAAUCCGCUCCGAGUUGUGCACCACUUGCGGGAAAGGAUUCGCCACUAAGCGUGGCCUUAAAGGACAUAUCAUGAACAGGCACAUGGAGGAAAGACCCUACAAAUGUACCGAGUGCACGAUGACAUUCGGAAACAAGUUCCUUCUUCAGAAGCACCUCCCCACCCAUUCGAAUGAACGGCCCCACAAGUGUUCAUACUGCGGAAUCACCUAUCGUCACCUGAGUGACGUUAAACGGCACAUAAAUGCGGUUCAUUUGGACAACAAGCCCUAUGCGUGCGAAUCGUGCGAUGCCAGGUUCGUUCGUCUGAGGGAUUUGCAGGUCCAUGCCAUUCGGCACACGAAAACUAAACGGUUCCGAUGCAAUGUAGUUGAUUGUGACUUUGCAACUAACGUUCGGAAGCAAAUGGACAAGCAUUCGAACGAGAACCACAAUGAUGGGGACGAAAAGUGAAACGCUCGGUGUUCAAAUUUAUAACUUAUUCAACAUAAAAACUCUAAAUUUUGAAAAUAACGAAAAAUAUAAAGAUAAGUGUAUUUAAGUUCAA
Aedes aegypti (yellow fever mosquito) is the source of this 2428-nucleotide messenger RNA. Its product is annotated as zinc finger protein 624. Gene Ontology annotation, biological process: regulation of transcription by RNA polymerase II. Gene Ontology annotation, cellular component: nucleus. NCBI's taxonomy places the organism in Eukaryota, Metazoa, Arthropoda, Insecta, Diptera, Culicidae. The coding region runs from base 133 to 2334 and encodes 733 amino acids. The transcript is spliced from 2 exons. Gene Ontology annotation, molecular function: zinc ion binding; DNA-binding transcription factor activity; RNA polymerase II cis-regulatory region sequence-specific DNA binding. The record is from RefSeq and is a predicted model, not a curated record.